This is a messenger RNA of Vicia villosa (hairy vetch), 397 nucleotides long. Its product is annotated as acyl carrier protein 1, mitochondrial-like. Gene Ontology annotation, cellular component: mitochondrion. Gene Ontology annotation, biological process: fatty acid biosynthetic process. The transcript has 2 exons. Lineage: Eukaryota; Viridiplantae; Streptophyta; Magnoliopsida; Fabales; Fabaceae. The record is from RefSeq and is a predicted model, not a curated record. Gene Ontology annotation, molecular function: acyl binding; acyl carrier activity. The coding region runs from base 18 to 341 and encodes 107 amino acids.
AUCCAAAGAGAGGAAAAAUGGCACUGAGAGCAGCCAUACUUCGCCAUGUUCGGGUGCCACUCGAAGCUACUCCUAAAUUGCAACCAUGGAAUACUUUCUUUCGCUCCAUGUCUUCACAUGAUGAUCAUAUCACCAAAAAAGAGGUCGUCAAAGAUUUCCUCAAAGUGGAUCCUUCCAAGGUGACUCCAGAAGUGCAAUUUCAGAAGGAUUUGGGUUUGGACAGCUUAAACACACCAAAAGAAGAGCUUGAAUUCCCAGACAAGGAAGCUGAAAAAAUUGACGCUUGUCAGUUUACAGUUGAGUACAUUAAUAACGAUAUAUUGGUUUUUGAAGUGUUGUAAAGUGAGAUUUGAAGUGUUAGCCAAGAACAAUGGCUAGUUCAGAAAAUUUUAAAGCC